UUUCGCAUUCCUUUUCACUCAUAACUUUGUUCAGAUUAGUGUUGAAGAAGUGUUUUCUCAAAGAUGUAUAAAUAUAAGUUUUCUAUUCUAUUAUGAAAAACUAUGUAAAAAACAUAAGCAAUUAGAGCUAGGAAAAUUUUUAAUUAUUAAUAUGGAAUUGUAAACCAGAAUGAGGAAGGACCUGAGUAUGGACUCAAAUGAGUUAAAAAGGUUCAUUUGAUUUUUUUUGUUCCUUUUUUAAAUUAGUGAAAUACAUUUCUUAUUACUAGAGCUUAGGCAUUACAAAUGUGACUAAAAUGGUGAGACAAAAAAACAAAACCAGAGAGCCAAAACCUUGCUAACCCAACCUGGUCUCCAGGGCAUAAAGUGGAGAUUUGGAAAGGUCCUCAGAGCUCUCAGGCAUUUGUAGCAUUAAAGAAAGCCUCAUUUUGUCAGCAUCUUGUUUACUGGGGCAUGGUAGCACAUCUGGCCGAAGACAAUCAACAGCAGGCCUAUUAUCUGUCCUGUGGUACACUGCUAGCAUGUACAACAGAGUGAUGUUUACUGCACUGUGAAUGAACUAAUGUCAUCAGAGUAACAUACUUUCAGUUUUAGUCAUUUUAACAUUGAAUCUGCUAUGGUAGAAACUGAUAGACAUUUCUUAAUAACCCAAUUUAAAGUGCUUUUUUUUUGUGAACAACUCAAAGUAUUCUAUCAUUCAACUUCAAGAUUGACGCUGAAUACUAUUACACAAAGUCAGUGCACUGUAUCUUUACGCGUCUAUCAAUAGUCAAAAUCCCAAUAGUGAUCUGGAUCCCAGAACACAGGUGUUCUUUUGUUUUUUCCCUCUCCACUCAGUAUAAAUUAUUAAUUCAAAAGUUAGUUUAAAGUGAGCAUCAUUUACUACAUGCUGUUUUCAUCUGUGCAACUCAACACUAUGUUAGUCUCCAUUUCUGUGUCUCGCUAGCAUUCAGAAAUUGUCUAACAGCAUAUACCAUCCCAUAGGAAACCUCUCUGCUCAAGUAUGCCUGGCAGAGUGGCAUCUGUGUCACUUGGAGUGAUUUAGAGACAGAAUCUCAAGCCCUACCCUUAGACCUGAAAAAGGACUCCCUUUGCACAUUCAAAUUUGAAGAUAACGUCUAUAACACACAGGGCUCUUUACAAGACAACUUCAUUCAUUAAGUGUUAGAAUGAUCUAGUGUUUGCUCUAAGUCUCCUCACAUUUAUGCUCCAAGUUCUAAGAUACUGCCUCAAGAGCUGCUUUGGAGAACUGCCAUAGUAUUAUAAACACCUCAGCCGGGCCUGGUCACACACACACAAACGCGAAUGCCUUUGAUCCCAGGACUGAGGAGGCAAAAGCAGGUUAAUCUUUUAAAGCAAAGAAACAACUUACUUUACUAAAGGUGCUAAAUGUCUCUUGCUAGGUUAGCUGUAACUGAGGUAGACACGACAGCCCCAGUGAGAUCUCUAAACAGAUAGCCAAUAACAGGAACUAAGAACAGACUUGGUCCUUUUAUGCACUGGCUUCCAGAAGCUGAGCCCAAAGCCGAAUUUCAAUUUUUGGGAGGGGUGGUGAGUGGUAGGCAUGCACUACCCCACAGCUACAUCCUGGCUGUUAAAUUUCAGCUUUCUAGUAUUAAGAUGAGCUGCUCACAGCCGGCCACUGUGUUCUAAGACCCCAACAGUAUGAUGACCAAUUUUAAAAGAAUUUUUCCGUAUAAUUUCUUUUGUAGAUUUGUGUCAAAGUGAGGGUCGGGGAGAGUGCCAGUUAUAAAAUGACAACAAAGGUGGCUGCCUUUUGUAGAACUUUGAGAACAGAAGAAAUCUUUGUUCCUGGUUUCUAGGUUGAGAGAACAAUCCUACUUCUGCUAUUUGGAAAGUCACUGUCAACUAAGGCGGCAGAGGUGGAAUAAGCACACGAAGCUGCCUUCACAAAAGCUAGAACUAGAUUCUGAGGCUGUUUUAAUGGCACAACUGCAAAGGCCAAACAACACUUCAAAUUCCUAUUUGAUUGAUGUAUACUUGCUUCCAGUCUCUACCAAACAUCCACCCUUCCUCUCCCACAAAAAAGCUACUUGCGACUUCUUUUUAUGCUUGAAACAAAACUUUCUAGGCCAAGUCGCCUUUACUACAAGAUGAGGACGUGCUACUCCGAGGGUGGACACUUCAGUAAGAAGGCCUUAAAUGAGGAAUCGCAAGUACAAAGCAGAAGCAGCUGACUCCAAACUGAGGUUUAUGACACAUCCUUAAUAGGAAGAAUACCAGUAUACCCAUGGCCAUGGAGCAGACAGGACAGUACCUGCAUCUUGUUUUCCUAAUGACAACAGUGUGUUCCUUGUCUCCAGGAACAAAAGCAAACCAUACCCAUCUGUGGGCUAACAAUAUCACUGUUUGGGGCUCCAUUAAUCAAAACAGCACAAGUAGACAUCACAGUGAGAAGAACACAGACUCUGUAAGUGCUGCAGUGGAUCACAAAGUGAGUUCUACAGACAAGCCUGAAUUAUUGCCCACUGUGUCUUUAGCCCCUACAUCUACACUGAAGCCCUCUGUGCCUCAUGUCUUCACAAACAGUUCUCCAACUGCAGAGAUCACUCAAAGCACAAGCAAAACUCAAGGGGAAAUUUUUAAAAAGGAUAUCUGCGAGGAAAACAACAGCAACACAGCCAUGCUAAUUUGCUUAAUUGUAAUUGCUGUGCUUUUUCUUAUCUGUACUCUUCUGUUUCUAUCAACUGUGGUUCUGGCAAACAAAGUCUCAUCUCUCAGAAGGUCAAAACAAGCAGGCAAGCGCCAGCCUCGGAGCAAUGGUGACUUUCUGGCAAGCAGUGGGCUCUGGACUGCUGAAUCUGACACUUGGAAAAGAGCAAAAGAGCUCACAGGCCCAAAGCUCCUGAUGCAAUCUACUGGUGUGCUCACAGCUACCAGGGAAAGGAAGCAGGAAGAAGGAACUGAAAAACUCAACUAGGUCACGAAUUUGGAAAGGGAAAUGCAAAGCAACAAUGAGGAAGGCUGGCUGGUGGUAUUUUAUAGCAAUGUUUGUUCAGAUGUCUGAUCAAAAAUCUGACAUGCAGUUUAGCAUCAAAGAAACCAGAAAGGGAAAUGUAUGCUUGCUGAAGUUACUUAAAACUGCAUUUCUGUUUCACACUUCAAAUUUUUAAAAAAGAAAUAAAACAGCAGGUGUUUUAUAACAAUAUAUAACAACAAAUAACAACAGGUAACUAAAUAAAUAUUCCUGUUCAGCAAUAGGUGACCUCUGUCUGAAUGUACUUGAACUUGGAAGAGUUCUAUUAAGUCCUUAGAGCCAAGCAGAUGUCAUAAAGCCAUAAUUCAACUGAGUAAUGCAAUGUACACUCUCACUGGAUGAGGUAGAACCCAUACCAGUUUGAAUCUUAGCACAGCUAACCUUAGGCUACUUCUUUUUACCUUUACAUGUGGCACAAGACAAACAUACCUUUCUACUAUACAAAAUAAAUUAAAACUUAAUUUUGUACAAUAAGUGAAAAAAUUACAACAAAGCUGAUGAUGUAUCUUGCAUUUACACUGUCCUAGAAUAGAUUGUAAAAAUAGAUGAGAUUCACACCUACAACAGAAGGUUACACAUAAAUAUAAAAAUGUUUUCAUGUUUAAGAGUAUCAUUUGAAGAGGCUGAAGAGAUGCUUCAGAAGCAAGAACACUGGCUACUCAGGUUCUAUUCCCAGCACUCACAAAAGGUUCACAGAUGGCUGUAACUCCUGGCUUCCUUGGGUACCAGGCAUAUACAUGGUACACAGAUAUAAAUGCAUAUAGAUAAAACAUCCAUAUACAUAAGAUAAUUACAAAAAAGAGUAACAUUUACCUUUUGUAUACAUACUGCUUACUAGAAGAUUAACAACAAGCACUGGCCAAGUGUGGUAGCAUAUACCUGUCAUCCCAACAUUUGGGAAGCUCAAGUCAGGGGAUUCUGAGUUUGAGGCUAGCCUGGCCUGCACAGUGAGACCACCUCAAGCUUUAGCAAUAACAAAACAUAAUACAUGUCUUAAAGUUGGUUAAUAUUUAGGCUGUAAGGAUGCUAAGUCACUUAAAAUGAUCACUUUUCACUUUUAUUCUCAAGAGCAGUAUGAAUAAAGGGAUGUGAGGGGUGUGUGUGUGUGUGUGUGUGUGUGAAAAUCUGCAGUUGAUCAGAUUUUGUAAAAAGGCAAUUAUUUUUUUUUUUAGGUAAUUGCUUAAACUUUGAAAAACACUGGCUUCAAGUAAAAUAGCAACUGACAUUCAAGUCAAGCCCUUCAUCUCAAUAAAGCAUAUCACAAAAAUUGACUUGAGAAACUUUCUAAGGGUAUACUCAAACUGAAAAGGGAUAUAUCUAUUUAAUAACUAGGCUUCACUUAAAAUAAGUCCCAUUCUUUAACUAGCUUUACUCUAUGCAGUAUUCUAGCAACCAAACAAAAGAUUUUUAUCAUGACCAUAUUCUCACCCCUUUUUAAUUGUGUGCAUGUGCAGUAGCUCACAGAAUCCAGGUUACUUAACCCCCCUCUGAAGCUGGAGUUACAGGUGAUUAUGAACCACCUGAUGUGAGUAUUGGGAACUGGACCCAGGCCUACUCAAGAGCAGUAUGCUCCUCUUUUAUAGAUUUAUUUAUUCCUUAUUUUAUGGGAGUGUCUUGCCUACAUGUAUGCUUGUAACCACAUGCAUGCAGUACCCUUGAAGGCCAGAAAAGGGUGUUGGGUCCCCUGGAACUGGAGUUAUAAACAAGUGGGUGUGGGGAAUAGAACUGGGAUCCUCUGGAAGAGCAGCAAGUGCCUUUACCUGCUGAGUCAUCCCUCCAGCCCCUUAACAUUGCCCCCCUUGAUUAAUAAUUCAACCUGGAUACAUAUCAGAAUCAAAUUUUUAAAAAUUUAAUACCAAUACCUAAUUCAUAACCCCUACUUUUGAUUACAGUUACAAUGAUCUGAGUUCAACGUCAAAUACUGGGUAUUUUUUCCUAACUACUUAGAUGGUAUUAUCCUUGACUGUCACAUUCACUUUCGUCAAGAUCUAUGGCUUUAAAACAUCUAAGUUACAUCUUUAAAUGAACCAUGUGUUGAGGGGCAUAUAAUAUAAAGUUUAUUUUCUUUCUUUUUUAAUGUGUAUUGGUGUUUUGCCCACAUCUGUAUCUAUGCAGUACAUGGGUGCCUGGUACCCACAGAGGCAAGAAGAGGGCAUCAGAUCCUCUCUGGGACUGGAGUUGUGAGCUGCCAUGUGGGUGUUAAAACUAAACUUGGUCCUCUGGAAGAGCAGCCAGUGCUCUUAACUGCUGAUAACAACUUUUGCAGCAAUUUACUACUAGCCUAAGAACAACAACAACAAAAGGCUCAUCCCCUACACAGUCAUAAUGACAUUACACCAGAUAAAGCAAAAUGUCAACAAAAUGAAAAAGUACAGCACAAGAAACACGAAGAUCAGGGUACACAACUGUCUUCUUAUCUCUUAU
This is a messenger RNA of Cricetulus griseus (Chinese hamster), 5422 nucleotides long. The record is from RefSeq and is a predicted model, not a curated record. NCBI's taxonomy places the organism in Eukaryota, Metazoa, Chordata, Mammalia, Rodentia, Cricetidae.